AUGGAUGAGUGGUCAAAUUGGGCAAAUUGGGCCAACGAAGCAAAUAUAGCUGUGGAAAUGGAAGACUUAAUGGCGGCUAAUUCGAUGUGGAAUAUGCAAAAUCUCGACGCCCCGGAGGAACAUGAUCUUGAAUCCGCUUUCGAGGAGCUUGAAACACUAAUUGCUGGAAUGGAUCCCGAUUCUCUCCAUCAAGUGAUUGAACUUCUGGAUGUUAACAAGAAUAUCCGCAAUCGCUGGGCUCAUCUUCAGAACGUACUCGGACUAGCCAGAAGUUUGGCCACAAAAUGGUUUCAUGCACCCGAAAUGCCAACUACUGAUAAGACUGCUUUGGCACCUCUUUCUGAUGGAUAUGAUGUUGACGGACAGGAUAAUUAUGCCAAAAUCGUCACAGUAUUGGUAGGAAGUGGAAAGCAGCAAGUCAAGUUCACAGCCAUCGCAGGAGCUUUGGCCGCCCAAGCCAAGUUUUUCAAGCCCCUUUGCGAUGAUAGAUGGAUGUGUAGUCUUGAUGGAGUCAUUGAACUUGAAGUUCACCAGCCAGAAAGUUUCAAGAUCUUCAUCGCUUGGCUUUAUACUCGGGAUAUCAAGAUAGCGGAGUGUCUCGUGAAGAUUGAACCAGUUGCUCAAGGAAAGACCAACGUCUAUUUUCGAAAGCAGUCUCACAAGACCCGAUGGUUUCAAUUACUUCACUGCUAUUUUCUGGCCGACUAUAUCGGUGCACCACAAUUUGCAAACUGCAUCAUGGAUGCUUUGGUUUUUGCCUACAAAGCUUGGGUUGAAACCGACUUUACAAAGGUGGACGUGGAUCCAAUUUUUGAUGAUAAGAAGACGGAAGAGCUGGUGGAGAUCAAUACAGUCGAGUCAUCCCCAUUGAGAGCUAUGAUUCGCGACAUCUUGGCACCUUAUUCUGCAAUGAGAAGUGCAAAGCCAACUCUGGAUCAGCGUCUCCGUCGGAUCUUCACCCCGCAUUAUUCGUCUCGAAAUCAUCAGGUUCGAAAACAUACGACUACAUUUCCAUUUUUACUGCCUCUAUCUCAAAACGAUUCCCCUUCGAAUCAAACAAAUGCACUUCAAGCAUCUCAUGUACCUUUGCAUCCAUUUCUAGGCCACCCACCUCCGCUUUCAAUUCCAAACCAUCCACCUCUGCCUGCAUUUGCAAACCACCCACCUCAUCAUGCAUUCCAAAACCUUCCACCUCCGAUAUCUCCUCCUCAAUUGCAUCCACACGCACCGCAACCAUUUCAUCAACCCAACCCUCGUCGCUCUCGUCUUUUUGGACUGAGAAGAUGCAGUGAUCUAGACCUGACGAAUGUAAAGCUUGAUAGACCCGAGAAUUCAAAGAAGAUUUGGGAAGAGCAUCGAUGCAAGUACCAUAUACAUGAAAAGAGCAAAGAUUGUUGCGACGAAAAGUGA
Sclerotinia borealis F-4128 is the source of this 1410-nucleotide messenger RNA. Lineage: Eukaryota; Fungi; Ascomycota; Leotiomycetes; Helotiales; Sclerotiniaceae. The record is from the annotation of a GenBank genome assembly.